CAGUACUAAACAAACCACAGGCAGCAUAACCACCAGAGAGGUCUCAAAGAAAAUAAAGAAACACAGACAGAUAGAGACCAAGCCAGAAAGAGAAACAGACAGAGGCAACGAAAUGAGAAAGGCAAACAGGCAAGGAAAUUAUACUCCAUGCUGUGACUGCUGCACAUCUGAAAAUGGAAGAAAGGAGAUUGGGGUGGCUUUUUAAUUUUUUAAAAUCAGAAAUAGGUAAAUGAAAGGAAGGGAGAUGGGGUGAGAGAGGAAAAAGAGAAAGAGAGAAAGAAAGAAAGAGAGAGAUGGGGUGAGAGGAUGAGAGAGCGAGAGAGAGAAAGGAGGAAGAGAAAGAAAAGGACGUCAGGAGUAGUUUGAAUGGGGGAGGAGACUGUUGGUUGCGUGUGUGUGUGUGUGUGUGUGUGUGUGUGUGUGUGUGUGUGUGUGUGUGUGUUUGUGUGUGUGUGUGUGCCAAAUGAGAGAGAAGCCGCCUGUUACCAGGCAGGGCCGGCCAAUGUCUCAGGGGAAAUGCAGAGGGAGUGCCUCAAAAACAGACGCGAGGGCAAGAAAUGACAGACGCAGACGCACACACAAAACCAAAAAACUGGGAAACACGCGGAGCACAGCGACCUUGCGAGCCACGUGCUGCCCAGAGACAACUACAACAAAAGCAGCGCGCAGCAACAGCUUCAGCUCCACCCGCCCAUCGCUUGCCGACCAAUGGUUCCAGCUCCCUGUGUGCACCUGGCAUGACGCCCUGCUGGUUCCGGCUCGCCAUGUUUUGGUCAGGGGUUUAAUGUUUAAGAUCUUCUUCAGCAAAAGGACCCGGGCUCAACUGCAAUUAAGGUGGUUGCGUGGUGUCCGUCCGGUGCUGGACUAUUAUGCUCCAGCUGGAAGGCACCAAGUGCAGUUUCCUGUUCUGCCUGGGAAUCUGCAUGUUCAUCUGCUCUGUGAUCUACCUGAGUACCAAGGCCCCUACAGAUCCCCAGGCUCAGCACGGGCCCUUGGGCUGCAGGCCCUUCUCCCAGUACUGCCAAGCCUUCCUCCCCAGCACUGAUGGCUCUCCAGCAUGGCAACGCCACGACUGCCAGGUGGAGAGCUAUCUUCUGGGUAUGGGGGGUGGAGGUGGGGACCUGGACUGCUCCCGCCUGGUGAGGGAGCUCCACUUCAUCACCAGCCCGCUGAGUCGUGAGGAGGAAGACUACCCUCUGGCCUUCAUCCUCACCGUCCACAAGGAGCUCGAGCUGCUCGUGCGCCUGCUGAGGGCCAUCUACGCACCCCAGAAUGUCUACUGUAUCCAUGUGGACGUCAAGGCUCCGCAGGAGUACAGUGAAGCCGUGGAUAGCCUGGUGGGCUGCUUCCCCAACGUGUUCCUGGUCAGCCGCAGCGAGAUGGUGACCUACGCCGGCUACUCGCGGCUACAGGCUGACAUCAACUGUAUGAGGGACCUGGUGGCGUCGCCGGUGCCCUGGAGGAAGGUGGUCAACCUGUGCGGCCAGGACUUCCCCGUCAAAAGCAACCUGGAGCUGGUGCGCUACAUGCAGAGCAAGAAGUGGAGGGACAGGAACAUGACCCCGGGCAUCAAGCAGCCGGCGUCCAUGAGGCACCGGACUCAGCUGAGGUACAGGGAGACCAGGGGCUUCCUUGUGGCCCCCAAGCGAGGAGCACCAAAGAAGGGUGCUCCACCCCAUGGGUUGCAGAUUUACUUUGGAACAGCCUACUACGCGCUAACAAGGACCUUUGUGGAGUUUGUACUGAGAAGUCAGGUGUCCAGGGACUUGCUGGAGUGGUCCAAAGACACAUUCAGCCCAGAUGAGCACUACUGGGUGACACUCAAUCACAUCAAAGAAGCGCCAGGAAGUCAUGUAGACGGAGGUUGGAGCGGCGAGAUCCGGGCAAUAAAAUGGAGGGACCAAGAGGGGAUGGAACACAAUGGAUGCAAAGGUCGUUAUGUCAGGGACAUCUGCAUCUACGGUCUGGAGGAUUUGCAGUGGAUCAUCAACAGAAACAGCAUGUUUGCCAACAAGUUUGAGAGCAAGACCUUCCCAGAUGCUUUGGACUGCCUGGAGCAGUGGCACAGAGACAAGGUCCUGCAGCAAGCCACGGUUCCCAUUCAGUCAUGGUGGCAACUUGCCACGCAAGGCAACAAAAUCGGUCUUUUCAACGCCACAGUGGAUACGUAAUUAAAAGCUGAAUUCCUCUCCAAUCGUAGGAAACCGAAUGCGAGGUGACCAGAGAAGAUUUGUUAUUGACAUAUCUCGGUUGUCCUGAUAUGCUUUUUAUAAAAAAUUAAAAAAAACUUGGUGUAUCACUAAAGCCACAUGCCUGAAUAGUUUCUGCAUAUAUGACAACAUUGUGAACAUUUUGUUCGUUUUUUCAGCUGUUUGAGCACACAACAUUUUUUAUUGAGACAAAUCAAAGUUUUUAUUGAGACAAUCGUCAGUGAUUGGUCUACAGUACAACUCCUACUAGGAGUGGGAAUAGGGCUGGGCGAUAUGGACAAAAUAUCAUAUUACAAUGUUUUUGACGGUAUUUUAUUGUUUUGAAUAAAAGUUCUAAAUAUGCUUUAUGAGUAGUUCUAGGAUGGCUUCAGUGGGGGUACCACGUAUCAAACUCAUUCCACGGAGGGCCGAGUGUCUGUUGGUUUUUGCUCCUCCCUUGUAUUUGAUUGAUGAAUUAAGGUCACUGAUUAGUAAAGAACUCCCCUCAUCUGGUUGUCUAGGUCUUAAUUGAAAGGAAAAAACUAAAAACCCUUAUUUAUACUGUUCUAUCCAACUCCAAACAAUAAUAAUUGUCAUUAUUUUCAUACAUUUCGGCAGGUAGCCUAGUGGUUAGAGCAUUUGGCCAGUAACCAAAAGGUUGCUAGAUCGAAUCCCGAGCUGACAAGGUAAAAAUCUGUCGUUCUGCCCCUGAACAAGGCAGUUAACCCACUGUUCCUAGGCCGUCAUUGUAAAUAAGAUUUUGUUCUUAACUGACUUGCCUAGUUAAAUAAAAGUUAAAUAAAAACAAUUAUAUUAUUAUUUUUAUUAUCAUUUCCACACUGGUCCAUGCAGAAUUUGGGCAAAAAAUAUAGGCGUAGUUAAUAUGUGAACUGUUAGAAUCAUGGAAAUAUAAAUAAUAUAUAUAUAAUGAAAAGCUUACCAAGACCUACACCAGCACUGGUACACAGGCAGUAUUAACUAGCUAUGUUCGCUCUGUACAUUUAGCAAGCUAGCUAGCCAGCUAACUAGUAAUUAGCAUUAGCAGUUAAGAAAAGACAAGCGGGCAGAUAGUUGUUUGCAGAUAGUUAGACACACAAAACGAAUAAUGUAUAGAACGCUUGUGGAAAGCAACAUGUCACCAACAUUUGAACAUGCAGAGUGAACGGCAAGAAAAUGCACGUGGUCGAGCAACUGCUCUCUCCUUGAGUGACAGUAGGCAGGCAGGGCUUGGUGUGGUUAGCAACAUGCAGCAGCAAGAGGAGAGGGAGAGAGAGGACUCAAGAAGCAAACAGAGUAAACUAUAAAAACCAACAUUAUACGCGUGAGAGUUUCGUAUCACAUUUAACAAACCAAACAUUGAUAUACUGUUAUAGAAGGUCAAGUAAAAACUCAAACCGGUCCGUGCAUCAAUACUGGUACUGUAUAUAGUAAAAUAGGGUAUACCGCCCAGCCCUAAGUGAGAAGUAUGGACUGGAUUCUUCAAUCACGUGUUUGUUGUCAUUCAAUGAGAGAGGCCUAGUUUUCAUGCACAUUUUUUCUCUUGAGAAAUACUGCACCAAAACAUCUUAGAUGUAAAAUUGCAUAACUAAGACAACCUCUGCAAAAAUGUCAACAUUUAUUACAGAUUUCUUGAUUAAUCUUACAUUAAUUUGGGAUAUUUUGAGGAAGUGUACUGGCUAUGUUGUUGCUAGGGUGGCUCAAGAGGGACAAAUAUUCAUUUUUGUAAUAUUGCCACUUUGUUUCUAGACGAGUUCUGCUUGGAGCAAACCAAACCUCGAACUAUGUAUAAUGACGCCUUAAGGGGCACCUUGGUUGAGAGGAUGACGCAACCAUAAUCAGUAAGGAAUUCAUAAGUCCCCACCCGCUGCGCCACACAAGGCCCUUCAGAGACAUGUGGUGCACUUUGACAACAGACCCAAAUAGGCCACUGUACCAAAGGGAUUCAGUAAACUUUACAGGCGAGACCAAUACACAACUCUAUGAACAUGGCUUGGAUGUGUGGCAACAACUUGAAAAUGUAUUGCCAUUUCAAAAUGAAAAAAUAUGUUUUUUUGUUAAGAACAAUAUUUAAAGUAAGCUAUUAUAUUUGUCCUGCUUAAAAAGCUGAAUGUCUCCCUGUGUUUAUCCCCCCCCCCCCCCCCCCUUGCCAAGCAUACCCAUAACAUGAUGCAGCCACCACCAUUGAAAAUAUGAAGCGUGGUACUCAGUGAUGUGUUGUGUUGGAUUUGCCCCAAACAAUUCAGGACAUAAAUGUUAUUUUCUUUGCCACAUUUUUUGCAGUUCUAUUUGAGUGCCUUAUUGCAAGAUGCAUAUUUUUGAAUAAUUUUUAUUCUGUACAGUCUUACUUCUUUUCACUCUGUCAUUUCAGUUAGUAUUGUGGAGUAACUACGUUGUUGAUCCGUCCUCAGCUCUCUCCUUUCACAGCCAUUAAACCACGUUAAUGUUACCAUUGGCCUCAUGGUUUCCUUCCUCUCCGGCAACGUCUCUGGCAAAGCCUGUAACUUUGUAGUGACUGCGUAUAUUGAUACACCAUCCAAAGUGUAAUUAAUAACUUCACCAUGCUCAAAAGGGAUAUUCAAUGUCUGAUUUUCUUCCUUAAUUUUUUACAAAUUUAGGUGCCCUCCCUUAUCUUUGUGGUUGACUCUGGUGUUUGAAAUUCACUGCUCGACUUUGGGACAUUAUAGAUAAUUGUAUGUGUGGGGGUACGGAGAUGAGGUAGUCAUUCAACAUAUCAUGUUAAACACUAUGGCACAGAGAGUGAGUCCAUUUAACUUAUGUGACUUGUUAAAAAAAUUAAAAAUAAUUCCCCCUUAACAUUUUUAGGCUUGCCAUAAGAAAGGGGUUGAAUACGUAUUGACUCGACAUUUGUUUUUGAUUUUGUAUUAAUAUUUAACAAUUUCUAAAAACAUAAUUCCACUUUUAAAUUAUGGGGUACUACGUGUAGGCCAGCGACAGUACUGUGUGUAAAGCUGUCAUCAAGGUGAAGGGUGGCUACUUUGAAGAAAAUCAAAUAUAUCUGGAUUUGUUUAAUACUUUUUUUUGUUACUACAUGAUUCCAUGUGUGUUAUUUCAUAGUUUUGAUAUCUUCAACAUUAUUCUACAUUUGCACCACCAAUUGAAGAGAACAGGUUCCAACAAAUGGAAAUUAGGAAGAGGCUGU
Oncorhynchus mykiss (rainbow trout) is the source of this 5349-nucleotide messenger RNA. It is a transcript of the gene gcnt7, whose product is annotated as glucosaminyl (N-acetyl) transferase family member 7. The record is from RefSeq and is a predicted model, not a curated record. Gene Ontology annotation, molecular function: acetylglucosaminyltransferase activity. Lineage: Eukaryota; Metazoa; Chordata; Actinopteri; Salmoniformes; Salmonidae. Gene Ontology annotation, cellular component: membrane.